Ruditapes philippinarum (Manila clam) is the source of this 646-nucleotide messenger RNA. Its product is annotated as perlucin-like protein. Lineage: Eukaryota; Metazoa; Mollusca; Bivalvia; Venerida; Veneridae. Gene Ontology annotation, cellular component: external side of plasma membrane. Gene Ontology annotation, molecular function: carbohydrate binding. The record is from RefSeq and is a predicted model, not a curated record. Gene Ontology annotation, biological process: biological process involved in interspecies interaction between organisms. The coding region runs from base 1 to 468 and encodes 155 amino acids. The transcript is spliced from 5 exons.
AUGGAUUACGAGCCCGAAAGUUUGGAAAAUGGUGGCACAGUACAUUUUGAGAAAAAACUGUGUCCACACGGUACAUUCAUAACUGACCGAAUUUCGUGCUACUCUAUAGGGCCGGUUAACCAGGACUUCUUUCAGGCAAAGGAUUACUGCUUAUCGAGAGGCAAACAUCUCCUUGAACCGGAGACACUUGCAAGUAACCAGAUGUUUCAAGACAUUUUGACGUUUGAAAACGUUGCAGAGUAUGUUGUGUGGAUAGGACUUACAGACCAUGACGGUACGGGUACUUGGAUAUGGGAAACCACAGGUUUUGGCCUGGUUAACGACUUUUGGUACUCCGGUCCUCCUAAUAUCGAAGGGCAUGAAAAUUGUGGAGCUUUUUUAAAAGCUUAUCACUGGAAAUGGGGUAUCCUUGACUGUAUGUCUUCUAGCUCCACCCUUACAAUCUGUGAAACCGGUAUCAUUGUAUAGAGGACACAAAUGGAUGAUGAAAACAACAACAACAACAACAAAACGUUUAUUCAGAAAUUAAGCAUUACACUACAAUUGAGUUGAUGUGAAAAAAUGACAUGAAGUACUAUCAGCAACAGAAUAUCGUUGCUAGCAUUUUGUAAAGUGUUUUUAAAUAUACCCAAGCAGAUAUAUGUUU